Molecule: messenger RNA, 359 nt
Organism: Symbiodinium pilosum
Lineage: Eukaryota; Dinophyceae; Suessiales; Symbiodiniaceae
Source: the annotation of a GenBank genome assembly
AUGACUGCACCACCUUGGGAUAGGCAGUACGAAGCUUCUGGGGGCCUUCGAAGCUUCUACUUGUCGCUGCUUCGUGAACUGUUUCGUGUGAUGAGGCCAGAUGGUUCUGCGGUGCUGCUGCUGAACGUAGAGGCUGCCAAAGUCAUGCGGGAGCUGUUGCGUCAGGGUGACGGAUGGCGAGUUGCCGCGGAGCGCAGGUUCGACAUCACUCACCACACACUGGGGGUUCUCAUGCUGUUGCGACCGGAGGAGCCCGGCAGCGCAGCGAGAACGGAGUUUGCUUUACUGCCAUGGGAGAGGGAGGGUGGCACUCGAAAUCCGCGUGGCACACGAUCAAGUUGGAAUCGACUAAGGGCCAG